Adineta ricciae is the source of this 600-nucleotide messenger RNA. The record is from the annotation of a GenBank genome assembly. Lineage: Eukaryota; Metazoa; Rotifera; Eurotatoria; Adinetida; Adinetidae.
AUGAAUGAUGAAAUUGCUGAUGCCGUGCAACAGAUAUGUGAUGCUGUUUGCACGGUAGUUGAUGAAGAUAAAACAACAGAUGAUCGGGGUGCUAUUAACGAACAACGUGAUGAUCAUCAUGCUGACAAUCGUAACAAUACUCCUGUGUCACAAAUUGUGACAUUAACAACAAAUCAACCAACGUUGAUUAACAUUAGUGAUAUCAAUACUGAUAUUACUUAUCCAUGGAAAAUUCAUGCCAUCGUUACGUGUAUCUAUCCAAAGCGAAGUUUUACGAAUUCACACGGUGCUGGUGAAAUCUCAAAUUGGGAUUUAACUGAUCAGUCAAGUUCAAUUACAUUGGUGGCCUUUAAUCUGAAUUCAUAUAUGAUGUCAGAGAAAUUAGUGAAGAAUCAAGUAUACGAAUUUCUGAACCUAACAAUCAAAUCCGCCGAUGAAAUGUACAAAACAUUACCACAUCCAUAUCAGCUGGUGUGUACGAAUGCAACAUGUGCAAUUGAAACCGAAAGAUUAUUCGAUCUACAAGAAAGCACAUAUAAUUUCACACCGUUAAGUCAAAUGAACACUCUUCCUUUGAAUUCAAUCGUCGGUAAGAUUUGA